CACAGAGCCCACCGCGGUCCGGCUGUGCGCUCCAGGAAAUGUUGGCCUUCGGUGAUUAACUUCUGAACCAUGGUGUCAUUUCUUUAAGCAAAUGGCGACGGCGACAAACUUUGUGCCGCCAAAUGGAAGAUCGAUGAGUGACAUUAGAAACAAUUCUGGUAGAAUAUCUUUAGUUCGGAACACCAAGGUAUGUGCACCAAAAUGUUCUGAGGAAAGGGAUCCUGGAGAUGUGAAUGCACAGAUUCAUGACAAACCAAAGGACCCUCAUGGAUUACAAUUUCCAAAUUUGGUGGAUCUUCGACAAGUUACUGUUCUUCCAAAAGCAGAAUGGCAACGAAUCCAGGAUGAUUUGAAUGGUAUAAAUAAAGAGGCUGAAUUUUUACGUGCUCAGAAGGAAGAAAGAGAAGCUUUACAUUUACAAUCUAAAGAAGUAACUAAACACUGGACAAACACCAUUGCAGGUCACAGACAAAAAAGACUUGAUGCAGGAAAACAACGUAAAGAAAAGGAAGAAGAGGAAAGGAGACAAAUAGAUUUGGAAGAGGCAAAAUAUAAGGAACAGAAAAGAAAAGAAAAUCUGGAGCGGGCUAAAACUCUGCUUUUCUACCAGACUGACAGAGUGAAAGGAUUUAAUGCUGCACUGAUGCUCACUGAAGCGCUAAAAGAACGAGAAGCCCAGAUUGAACUGAACCAGAAAAGGGCAAAUUUUCUUAAAAGUCAAGAAAAACAAUUUCUGGAGGAAAUGCAACGCGAUACAUACUCAAGUGAGGAUGUAGAGUAUCAAAAAAUGCUAAAACAAAAAGAAGAGAGAAAGGCUCUUUCUGAUUUCCAUCAACAACAGAUAAAGGAACAUGAACAACUAAGAAAACAAGAGAAACAGCAAGAUAUAAUGGAAGGAAAAGAAAUCAAGAAAUUGAUGCAGUUGUAUAAAUGGGAACUUAGUAAAAUUGAAGAACUUAAAAAGCAAGAAAAAUACAACAAUAAGAUCAGUCAUAUGGCACACGUUGAGAACAAUAAUAUAAUUAAAGCACUAGAAAAGCAAAAAGAAGAAUUACACGAUGAAGAUAUCAGGUUAUAUGUUUUAGCAAAACAAAAAAUGAUGAAGCUUAGGAAAGAAAGACAAGCAGAAAUGGACAAGGAGAAGGAAGAUCAGAGAAACCUGAUAGUGAAGAUAAUAAGUGAACAAAUGAGAGAAGAAGCACGGGAUGAAACAGAGCGCAUUAAGAAAGCAGCGGAAGAAAAGGAGGCUAAAAGAGAGAUGGAAAUAAAGAAAAAGGAAGAAAAAUUACUGGCAGAUAUGAAGGCAAUUGAAGAACACAGGAUUAUGAUGAUGAAAGAACGUGAGGAGAAGGAAAAAGAAGAAAAAUUACAAGCAAUUGAAAUCCUUCAUGCCAAGAUGGAAGCAGAUUAUGUGCAUCAUGAAAAGGAAAGGAAAAAAAAACUUAAGAAACUGGAAGAAGGUGGAAACUUGCAAUCCUUCCUCCUUGAACAAAUGGCUGAAAAGAAAGCAAAAGCAUUACGUGAGCGUGCAGCUGAACUGGAACAUGAACAAAAAACCAUGGCUCUACUUGAAGUGGAAAAGAAGGAAUUUGAAAAGUAUGUGCAGGAAGUUAUUGAUACAGCUUCAAAAAAAGGGCGAAAUGUCUAUCCACUUAUUAAGGCUGCCCACAAAGGCAUUGGUGGCGGGCAUGGUCCCGUGUUGAAGGAAAAAGGUGGAAUUAGACCAAGUUACCAAGUCAAGGACACCUCAGGAGUUCAGCUUCCAAAUUACAAAAGCACUACAGCAGAGGCGAUUAAAAACUUAUAUGAUAAAUGUGAUAUUGAGAAAUCCAAAAAGUCAUUAGGUUUUAUAUGGUAAACACUUUGGAAAGUAUAACUGACAGAUUGAAUCACUUUUACAACCAUUUUACAUUAAUUACCAAUAUUAAUCUCAAUCAUCU
Pristis pectinata (smalltooth sawfish) is the source of this 1940-nucleotide messenger RNA. RefSeq names its product cilia and flagella associated protein 210 (gene cfap210). The coding region runs from base 92 to 1858 and encodes 588 amino acids. Lineage: Eukaryota; Metazoa; Chordata; Chondrichthyes; Rhinopristiformes; Pristidae. The record is from RefSeq and is a predicted model, not a curated record. The transcript has 10 exons.